This is a messenger RNA of Liolophura sinensis, 7434 nucleotides long. RefSeq lists its product as uncharacterized. The coding region runs from base 1577 to 2314 and encodes 245 amino acids. The transcript has 5 exons. NCBI's taxonomy places the organism in Eukaryota, Metazoa, Mollusca, Polyplacophora, Chitonida, Chitonidae. The record is from RefSeq and is a predicted model, not a curated record.
AGGAUGGGGUGGGGGUGGGGGGUAGCCAAUAGGAUAACUCACUUCGAAUUCACUGCAGAAAUAAUAUAGAAACCUGUGUAAUUGAAAUAUGCUUAGCAUUGUUUAGGGUAAACAUAAUGAUGCACGCCUUUUAGUAUGGACUCCGUGGAUUGCCAGCUGAAAGCCGAAGAUGAGCAGUUGAUUGAUAUAGUACAUACAGGAAAUCAAUUUGUAUUUAGUCGAACCUAUGCUCGAAAACAGCACGCUUCGCUGAACGGUCACAGUAUAGACAUAGUUUUCUAUCCUGUAUCCAUAUGGUACAUAUCUUUGUAAUGAUGAAAAUAUACAGAUUUAAGACAUGGACUGUUAAGAACGAUUGGGUGAUUACAGUUCUUGACCAGUGUUAAAUGUAGCAUUCCUGCCCUAGAAUAUGUCUACUUGCUCAAGUGAUAAAUGCAUUCUACAUCCAUGUUUAUCAAAACCAGAAGAUACAUAUAUAAUCAUAUUUUAUAUUUGCUAGUCACGGGUAGGCUGAAACAUUGAAAUUAAAUACAAAGCGUGUCACAAAGAUUUGUCGGUGGAACGACAUAUCUAUCCACCACCCCAGCUCACCUGAGUACCCCAUAAAACUGACCGCUAUCGUUUAGACCUAAGUGAAACAUUCUUGAAUACAGGAUGAUACAGCAAAAUAAAUAAAUAAUGUCUCACGGCACUUGGUAACUGAACGUAUCUGUUCGCAGAUUUACCGGCACAUUUAAGAAGAGAAAACGUGAAAAUUCCUUGGUGGUGUUCUCGUUUCCGUGGCGGUACAAAACAAUCAACGAAUGUGCACUUUUACCACCUCGAUUACUAUACACGCACAAAACAUUAUACCCAUUUCUACAGUAUAUGGUGGCAAAUUCAAGCUUCUUCAUGCAAUAUUUUUUAAAACGUUCAAUAUAAACUGUUUCAAAUACGCACAAUGCUCUAUUUCGUAUAGUCUUACAUGACUAAAAUAUAUUGAAGCAUAUGUGCGUCGGCUUAUGGUCUGCAGCUAUAGACCGUAAAUAUGCCAUGUAACCUACAUACAUCAUUUCGUUGUAUUGUUUUGUCAUAGCAGUUACAGAGGUGUGGAAAAUUCUCCACACUCACAUAUUUUAAAAAAGAAUUUAACGGAGGUUUACCUCCGUACCUCCAUGAUUGAAUAAAACGGAAGCUUAUUCAGAUAACGCCUAUAGUUAACCCAGUCUGUUAAUUAGGCUACGAGAUAGCAAACAAAUUAUAACUUUAUAGACUUUACUAAAUAGGAAUAGUCAGUCCUAUAAUAUAUAGGUAAUGAAGUUCGUAAAGAAGAUCUUCACUACAUACAAAGUAGCCCAUAUGUGGACAGUUUGAAGCAAUCGCAAAUCUAACUCUAAGGGGAGACAACCCAUCUGAAUUUCAUAGGUGGUUUUGAGGGGGAAUACCCUACUUAGUCACGUCUUGCAAUAGGAAUGAUGAAAGAACUCGCAAUGUCAGUCUGUGAAGUGAAGACCGGCGGUACAAGACAUAUGAGACAAUUACUCCCUCGCCAGCAACUGUCCAAGCGAAGAUUGUAUGAUUUGUGUUGUUAGUGGUGAUGGGACCAAUGACAGGGACGACAAGGGUUCGGCACUGUGCCUCGAAAAAUGGAACGCCCUGGUACUGGAAUGAGAUAGAAAAGAGAUGUGAAACAUGCUCGUUAAAUGUGUGUAAGAUGUCUAGAUAUCUCCCUGAGGCUUGCCGGUGUUUUUGUAAGAACGAAUGGCCCAGCGGUGAAUACCCUGUGAUGGAAAGAGAAUGUGGAGAUGCCACUCCUAUGCCCACGAACGAAGGUGGGUUAUCAUCAGAACACAGCGUACCUGUAUGGGUGGUAGUCCUGAUAGCCCUGUUUGUAAUCGGCAUAGGUCUGGUGGUUUUACUGGUGAAGAGGAAAAUAAUUAAGUCCAAAAUUACGAAGUACUGCCGAAAACAGUCUGUGUCCACAAUUACUGGGGUAACCUCUGAAGGCUGGAUACCUCCAUCUGCCAGUGGUCAGCCCACUGGAAACGCCCGUGAAGAGGCUCCCUUCAUUGAGCCACCCAUGUUGAAAAUCCGUCUGACAAGACCCACUCAACCUGAGAACCGCCCCACUCAGGCUACUGAAGACAACACUAAAGGAGAAGAAACGACAGCAAAGACGUCCUUGAUUGAGCCCAGUGAGGAAGAGAGUCGAAUACAGCGUGUGCCUCGUCAGACAGUGGGUCCUUCCUACCCAUCGGAGGGUGCCCCUGGGGGAAAGUACAAUCUCAUUCAUCAAGAUAACACUGCCGACAUACAGGAGCACCAUCAUGAUUAAGGUUAACGAUCUCACCCAUUAUUAACCCAUCCAAAGAUGAAAUGAACAAAGGAAGAAAAGAUCAGAGAAGAACUGGACUGUUUGCAUUUGCUGAGAACAUCACUGCCUGAUUCAGCUCAGUCAGAUUUAGGACAUUGAUGUUUCAUUUUCAUUUCAGUAGUUGUCCUCUUGACUGUUCGCCAAAUAGGUUAAAUACAUUAAUUCAUUUUGCGGUAUUAUGUGCACAGGAUGUUCUCGUUACUUUGCAGUAUUGCCCAAGUGACGUUUAACCAUAAUCAUUCAUCCAGUUAACCAUUCUUUGGCAUACAGCUUAUGGAUUCGUGUGUGCGUCUGUCGCCAGAUUAUGUUACAUAUAAAUAUUUUUUUCUAAGAAUUCAUCCUCGUUAUCUAGUAAUAGAGCUGAUCUAUAAGGGCGUGCAUGGGGUAUUUCUCUUGCUACAGGUCAAUUGAUUGUCGGAUAUUAUGAAAUUAUUCAGUGUAAUUGGUGUGUUUGUUAUCAUUUUGAGUGAUGCUGAUUAUAUUUAUUUUCUAAGGAUUUAAUGGAUAACAACAGCCUGACCCGAAUUACGUAUCGAUUUUACGGAAAUAUUAUAAUACAGUACUUCUAUAUAUACAAUCUCACGUCUGUCAAAAUUAAAUUUUUUACAGAAGUUACAAAGAGUAUACAACCAUGUUGUUGGACCGCAAAAUAUGUCCUGGUUUAUUGGUUAUUUACAAGUUUUGUCAAAAAGGAGAUACAAGACAUUUCCUUUAAUAGGAAAUUAAUAGGGAAUUUAAACUAAAAGAACAAGUGUAGGCUCCUGUCCAGAAAUUGUAAAACUAUUGCACCAGUCCUAGCCUCUUCAUAAAUAUUUCACAGACGUAAGAAAGGACCUCGUAUUGUAAGGAAGGGAAUAGGCCCCAGUGCAAGAAUCUGUGCACCUCAAGAAGCGAAAAUGACCAUAGCUCUCAGUCACAGCUGCUGACACACUCGUAAGGCUGCUUCUUUUUUUAGUUCUGUUUAACUCUUUUCUUUUCUUGUUGUAUGGCAAGCAUGUGGCUUAUAAAGCUUCAAACAUGCACUGAAGGUAUCAUUAACGAUUUUAUCUCCUUUCAUACAAGCCAUAAAUUCGAAAAAUGGUAGCUUGGUACAGUCACAUUGAAAUAUCUUUUUUUGCGUUACACCACAAAUGUAACUUUCUGAAAAAUUCUUCAGCAUGUAUGUUGCAAUGCACUCAUUAAAGUUUCAGUAAAGAUAUGUUUUUGGUUAACGUUGAUCUUUAUACUGUAAAUAAAAAAGGGCCUCGUUUGACCGAAAAAUGGGCCAUUUAGAUCGAGAGCGCAUUUUUGGCGGCUUACUGCUAAGCAACCAUCUCUUUUAUGGCCAAAUAAGUUUUAUGAGUUCUCCGACCAAGCUUUAAACGUCGGAUUUGGAAAUUUAUAAGACUGUGCUGGGAUUUUGAAAUUUGCACUUUCUUAUCUUGCAUCUGUAGGGCCGAUUAUCCACCUUAACGUGCCAGGUCCUUUAGGGAUUGUAGUGGGAUCUGUUACUGCUGUAUCACAGACACUGGGGAUUUGGGGGGCUUCCAAUGUAUAGUCUGUGUAUAUACACGUGGUACUGUUAUACAUAUAAGCGUCAUGUCCGACAUUCGUAUACCAUUCGUAGUCCGUAAAGGGCGUUCCAAGUCGAUAAUCGCUAAAUCCAUUUCCAAAAUAACGUUUAACACUAGCUCCCAAAGACAAAGUUAUGUAAGAAAGUAAACAAAUAGGAAAUAAAGCCGGAAACACACAAGAGAAAAGCGGUCAUCAGUAUUCAAUGAUGCCGGACAGACAGUGGAAAUUCCAGGCAUGAAAUCCAUAUUAAAGUUCAAAUUUGUAGUCCGUGAAUGAGUUGCAGGUCAAAUAACAAUUAAACAAGGUAUCUCAGUCGCGCUUUGAUUGCAACUGUCCAUAAAGAUGUAAUGAGCAUAUGAAAACAGGUAUAGGUCUGCCAAAAGAGGCGCACAAUUUGACCCACUGGAAUACCUGUGCACUGUUGGUAAAUGGCAUCCCCGAAUUUCACAUAGAUGUUAUUAAUGAGAAAUUCAAGUAAUUCAAUAAAUGGUGUAACAUCCCAUGAGUGGUAACCUUUAUAAAUAGUAGAACUAAAGAAAGCCUUAUUGUUUCUGACGUUAAUGUAACGGUGACAUGUUUUAUUAAAUACCGAGACAAUUAACACCGAUAUUCUUUCAAUAAGAUCUUUGUGAGGAAAUGUAGUAUAGAGAGUAGAGAAAUCCCAUGUGGAUACGUCUUUGUACGGUAUAUGCAUAUGAGCAUCAAGUUCUUCUGUAGGACGUUAUGAGUUGUUAAGAAUCCACAUGCAGUUGACACCUGAGUUUUUUGUUAUGGCACAAUACUUAGUCCAAAAUGAAUUUCCUUCUUGUAAUGCUCUCGUAAGUAGGGUCGACAAGAGUUUGGUGGUACAACUUCUUGAACCCGCAAUAAAUCGAGCUUUGUAAGGGGAUUUAUGCAUUCCAGGAACCCAGCAAAGCUAUUGCAUUUCUGUAUGAGAGGCAGGUAUACCUAUGCGCCUUUCUCCAAGAAAGGCCCCGUGCACAUCAAACAGCUCUCCCAGAGCAUCACAUGUAGCAGCAGAAUACGCGGAUGGCAUCGUAGAUGCACAUGGCUCCUGAACAAGAAUCUAACAACAACUCCCGCAAACAAAGAUGACAUCACUAGGAGCCCUGUCUGCCACAGUGAUGACAAAUUCACCAUGAAGGUCAGCGAGUGUCCCCUGCACAGUGGGGCGCCCCGAACCCGUCCAACCUCAGGUAGAGCAUCAAUGUCCACAUGGUGCAUAGCUAAACUAACCUUUUUUUUUGACAAUCUCGAGCCAAGAAUCCACUUUCUCCUGUUUUGACCAUUUUUAACAUAUUCCUCAAGUGCCGAGAUGAUAUUUUUUUGUUAGAUCGAAUACUGACAUUUUUCUUUUCUCUAUACAUUGGGCCUCUCACAAAGAGAAUUCCUUAAAACCGAAUCACAGUCACUGAAUUAAGGGAUUGAGGGACUGUAAUUUAAUCUGCAUAUACAGUGUAUAUAUACACACGGUACUGUUACAAUCACUGAAUUAAUGGAUUUAGGGACUAAUUAAGUCUGCAUGCCUUUACACAUGCCACUGUUACAGUCAUUGUAUGGAGUAAGAGAUUUUGGGUGUGUAAUUUACAUAUACAUGCAUAUAGUCUUUCUUUACUCGAGGCAGUGUAAAGAUCAAUGAGGGAAGAUUACAGGAAAUGGGAUGAAGUAUACAGGGAAUAAUCCAUGGUUGAAUAAGAGUCAAAAGGGUGAAAACAAAGAGAGUGUAAUCUGUUGAGUUGCCUGUAAAUACCUGUGGACAACUGUGAUCUAUACACCACUGUCUUUUUUCGCUUUGCAGAGAGAUUACCAUAAGUCUUCAAACUCACAGUACGAGUAUGAUAUUAUUAAAUAAGCAUGUAAUAUAUUAAAAACUAUAAGGCCAGGAUGCAAAUAUGUGCAUAGUGAAACAGUGAGAUUGUUUGGGAAUUAAAUCCACAUUUAUAUUUUUGAUAUUUUCAGAACGAUGUGUCUGUUAAAUAAAGGAGAAGAAAAUUUAAAUAUCUUUCAAAUACCAUUGAAAAGAGUAUGCAUGUCCUCGCAGGUGCAUGCCAUAAAAAAUUCCAAUGUGUACCUCAAGUUGAUAAAUUAUAGUCAGCACCAAAAUCCGCAGUGGGCGACUAGAUUUUGCCUAAGAACUAGUCCUGAAGUCUUCUUUGUUAGGAGAAUUGCCGUUGGAAACCCCCGAAGUGCAGUUCGUACAUUUCCGGUGGAACUCUUCUUCCCAGAAGGUUUCCGAACAGUACAGUUCGUUUUCCGCUUGACGAUCGGGAAACUGGAAUGUUGGACGUGGGUUCCAAGUUUACACGAACAAGGCGGCAGUUUUAACAACUCUCAUUGGCUGAGAAGCAACACACCCCCAGCAUAAAUUACAGGGUGUUAAUGAUGGAGGACGUGAUGGACUCGGCGAUUUAUGCCAGCUUUGCCGUUUUCAGGCUUUACGUGUAUGGCGAAAAAAAAUCGCAAAAUGAUGCGGCAGGCACCACCAGAUAGAAAAAAAUGUGCUCUUUUCAGGCUGUGGUGUCAUGUUUUUAAAUUUUCUUCUCCUUUAAAAGUUAUUUCAUGGAGACGGAAAGAGUUGCCUUGCGUACAUAUGGUAUAAAUUUUGAAUUUACUUCAUUGUAAAAGUGGCGCGAAAGAUGCAUUUGUGAUAAAAGAAAAAUAAAUUUAUAUCUUCACAUUUUGACUGUCUGUUUUUUUUUACUUCACAUUUACUGCCUAAUUGAUUGUUUAUGAUAUAAUCACUUGAAUGUUCUCAAAAAACUGCACAUCGUUAUAUACAUUCGCAAUGUUUUGAUUCAUUCUUAAUUCGUUUGCACAGGCUACAGGCUUAGCUUGUCAUAGCCCUAUCAUCGGUGUCCAAUAACAUGCAGGGAAAAUAAUGUUAAACAAAAUGCAGUGGUAUUUAAGAUACGGCAUAUUUUGAGCUCAAGUUUUACACGCAUGUAUAGAGCACAAUAACACGAAGGGUAUGAUAUUGUUGUGUGGAAACUAAUUGCUCUAAAUUACAAAAUUCACGACUUUUGUAUUGUGUAUUUAUAAGAAUCAAUGUUAAAGUAAAUGUAUAUGGGGGGAUAACUCCAACAGUAAUGCAUGUAUAUCGAUCUGAAAUUUUACGUGCAUAUAAAACACAAUGACUCGAGGGAAAUGUUCCAUCGCUAAUGCUCGGUGUGCUUACUGAUUACCGUAAAUCACCAAGUUCAAGAUUUCAGUACUUCAUGUACUGAGCUUAAGUUUUGCAUUCAUGUGUGCCCUACGGGCAAGCUUUUUAUAGCCUUGUUACCGAAUGUACCUAUUUGUUUGCUUACUGAAUGAAACUACAUGCAUAUAUAUUGCAUGGAACAUGCAUGAAUGCAUGUAAGCAAAACCUUUAAUCAUAUAGAAGAUGGGUUAACAGGUUAUCACAUGGAUGCAAAAAUAAAGUUCUGGUGCAUGCAUGUAUAUGCUUACGUUUAUGAAAAGUCCAUGUCACAUGCAUGGCUUAUUUCAGAAAUACUGCCGGCAAUAUGUGAGAUGAACGUCACACAGGU